Molecule: messenger RNA, 2596 nt
Organism: Adelges cooleyi (spruce gall adelgid)
Lineage: Eukaryota; Metazoa; Arthropoda; Insecta; Hemiptera; Adelgidae
Product: nose resistant to fluoxetine protein 6-like
Exons: 14
Coding region: 121-2340 (739 amino acids)
Molecular function (GO): acyltransferase activity, transferring groups other than amino-acyl groups
Source: RefSeq, a predicted model, not a curated record
AGUCUAGGCAACUAGUUGGUUGGUUAAACUAUAGUUUUUUUUUAAAUGUAUUAGUCUGAAACCACAUAAGUACAAUUUCAGAGCCAUACCAUAAUAGACUCGCCAUAGAUCAAAAUCAAAAUGCAGACCCGUUUGAUUUUGUUAUUUGUCAUAUGCUUCAAUACAUUAAAUCAUAGUUUCCAACUACCAUCUGAUCAUUCCGAAAAAAUAAAUGCAUACACAACACCGUCCACAUUGAACGACAAAAACUAUGAGAAUGAAUUGGGAAAAAAACUUUUCAACAUCAAAAGCAAUACCAAUAGUACCAUAUGGAUAGGUAAUAUGAUUGCUAUGCAUAUGGACGGAUUUGCACCGUUUUCUUCUGACAAUCCAAAGUGUACUGAGGAUGGAAAACUGUACAAGGAACACUUGGUCAAUCAAGAUUUGUGGGCCGUUCAAAUGUAUGAUUCUUCAGCAAAAUAUCCCGGCGGCCUUUUGUCUGGCAUUGCAUACGAAAUGGGAUAUUAUGAUCAGUGUCUGAGAGCGCAUUCAGAAGAUUUAAAUAUUUACAGUGCGUAUGUUUUGCCAAACGUUCAGUUUCAAAUUCCUGCAGCAAAUGACUAUACGUCAGUAGUAAGACACAACGAAAGAUCAGCUUGGAGAAAUUUGAAAAACGAUGACAAUUAUUCAAGCCAUAGCAAAAAAAUCGUUAACAUAAAUUGGGCAUUAUGUAUCCCGGACUCUUGUAGCGCUAAAGACGUACAAGCAUCAAUGGAAGAAUUGUUGAAGCCUAUUUUUCAACAAUCUCAUAUUACAAUCAAGGUUUCUGUUCAUCCAGCUCUAUACACAUCUAAAAGAACAUCUGAUGCAAAACCCACUGAUGGAUACCUUAUUUUUUUUUACAUGGUUGUGAUACUGAUCUUAACGUUAAAUAUAGUUGGGAGUUUGUACGAAACGAAUAUUAUUGGUGAUCAGCAUUUUCAUUGUUCUAUUUUAAAAAAUAUUUUAUUGGCUUUUUCUAUUAGAACAAGCAUGGCAAGAGUGUUUAAAACACAAAACAAAAAUGAGUCGGCUUCAACUGAUGCACUAAAAUUAAUUUUUGCGAUUUUUAUACCCAUAACACAUAGAAUUUAUUUGGGCCGAUAUGUUGCAACAACCACUCCUUAUUAUAUGGAAAACAUAAUGAGUAAUGUUUGGACAACAUGGUUGAAUUCACCGGUUUGUGUGGAAGUAUUUUUUGUAAUUUCAGGGUUUAUGAUGUAUAUGUCUGUGAUCAACAGAUUAAAUAAAGAAAGAGAAUUAAAAUUUUUCAAUCUACUAUUUUAUAGAUUGACAAGACUUCUGCCAGCAUACGUAAUAGUUUAUUUGCUUUACAUGUGUGUUUUACCUCACAUAGCAGAUGGUCCAGUUUGGAAGUUAUAUACAAUUUCGGAUACCGAAUUUUGUCGUAGAAAUUUGUGGAAAAAAUGUUUAUUUAUCGAUACAUACAUUGACGGCGUUGAAGAAAUAUGUAUGGGUUUUUCCUGGUAUGUAAUAUGCGAAAUACAUUUUUACGCAAUCGGAAUAAUUCUAACGUACGCAAUAUGGAAAUGGAAAAAAUUAGGAAUUUGGAUUUUAGGAAUAUUAUUUGCAGCAUCAAUUUACAUGCCAGCAAGGACGAUUUAUGCCAACCAUUUGUCGACUGUAGUAUCAGCAAACACAAAGAAUUUUCGAUCUCAGCCAUUUUUCUUAUUUGUAUACAUGAAGAGUCACCAAAGAAUUACAACAUACCUGAUCGGAAUAGCAGCCGCACUCAUACUCAGAAAACUAAAAGAAAAUGGUUUCAAAAUAUCCGUUCAAAGCAAGACGUUUGGUUCCAUAAUUUCUCUUAUAAUAUUGGUGUUAAGUUUAUAUUCAUCGACUUACUUUUUUUCACCUGAAAUAAAGUACAACCCGUGGCAUCACGUUUUAUACUUUACUCUACAAAGGAUCGUAGUUGCAAUUUGUGUAUCAUAUUUCAUGGUCGCUAAUGGAUUAUCUAGUUCUGAUUCAAAAUUCAAAGGUUCUAUCAGCAAGAGCACUAAUAGAAAUUUUUUUUCUGUUAUGGGAAAGCUCACUUACGGUCUAUUUUUAUGUCAUAUCUUUUUUAUAACACAAUCACUGUUUUCCAAUAAAACACUUGUGGAAUUCGACUUGUGGAUUAUGAUCCGAUCUUCAAUAAGUGAUGUUGUAUUAGGAUUGUUUUGCAGUUUACUAAUAGUUUUGUUCGUCGAAACCCCUUGUAUUACGAUUAGACAUAAUUUAGACAAUUAUUUUCAGGGUGUAAAAAAACAAAACAUUUCCACCUCGCAGGAAAACGAUAACAAAAUGAAAAAACAAUAAGUAUCAGGUUUAGGUGGUCAAGUACACUUUUUAGCGAUGAGAAGGCACUAACAGUACACCAUAUUAACUCAAAUGUAUAAUUAUGAGACACUAUCUGCUUUUUAUGUCGGAAUACUAAUAAAAUAAACUGUGUAUUACAAUUAUGAUAAGUUGCUUAUAGGUACAUUUUGCGUAAAGGGUUUCUUAAAAAAAUAUUUUAGUUGUACUUAAUUUUUAUUGUUGUGUUUAGGUAAGGUGUUUUAUAAUAACUAAUGUU